GAGGCUUUAGGGUGCUUGGUGGAGGCGGUGCCGUGCGGUGGGACUCGGGGCAGCCGAGGCUGAGGGGACCGCGGCGCGGACCAGCACAGCGACCAUGCUCCGAGCGGUAGCUCCUGGGCAGCUGCGGCGGGCGGCCUCACUGCUGCGAUUUCAGAGUACUCUGGUAAUAGCCGAGCACGCGAAUGAUUCCCUAGCACCCAUUACUUUAAACACCAUCACUGCAGCCAGGCGUCUGGGAGGUGACGUGUCCUGCUUAGUGGCUGGAACCAAAUGUGACAAGGUGGCUCAAGAUCUCUGUAAAGUGGAAGGUGUCACGAAAGUGCUGGUGGCGCAGCAUGAUGCGUACAAAGGCCUCCUCCCAGAGGAGCUGACGCCACUGAUUCUGGCAACGCAGAAGCAGUUCAAUUACACACACAUCUGUGCCGGAGCAUCUGCCUUUGGAAAGAACCUUUUACCCAGAGUGGCGGCCAAACUUGAUGUUGCCCCGGUUUCUGACAUCAUUGCCAUCAAGUCCCCCGACACGUUUGUGAGGACCAUUUACGCAGGAAAUGCUUUGUGUACGGUGAAGUGCGAUGAGAAAGUGAAGGUGUUCUCUGUCCGGGGAACGUCUUUUGAAGCUGCGGCGACAAGUGGAGGCAGUGCCAGUUCAGAAAAUGCUUCAAGUACUUCACCAGUGGGACUAUCGGAGUGGCUCGAACAGAAACUAACCAAAAGUGAUCGACCAGAGCUAACCGGUGCCAAAGUAGUGGUCUCUGGUGGUCGGGGUUUGAAGAGUGGCGAGAACUUCAAGUUGCUGUAUGACCUGGCAGAUGAACUGCACGCUGCAGUUGGUGCUUCCCGCGCUGCCGUUGAUGCUGGCUAUGUUCCCAAUGACAUGCAAGUUGGACAGACAGGAAAAAUAGUAGCACCAGAACUUUAUAUUGCUGUUGGAAUAUCUGGAGCCAUCCAACAUUUAGCUGGAAUGAAAGACAGCAAGACAAUUGUGGCUAUUAACAAAGACCCCGAAGCACCCAUAUUCCAAGUGGCCGAUUAUGGAAUAGUCGCAGACUUAUUUAAGGUAGUUCCCGAAAUGACUGAGCUGCUGAAGAAGAAAUGAAUCGUGGUCAUGGAGAGCCGUCCGAGUGUCAGCCGAAGGCACGGAAAUCCACGGGUAUCCCAUCGCGGGGGAGAGCUGCCGAUCUGAGCAGGAGGGGGCUCCGGCAGGAGCCAGAGUGCUUUUUAUGAACUAUUAUCAUGUUUCCUGUAAUUCUCUGUGGUUCCUAACAAUUAUUUUUUUGAAAUUUUCUAAUUGUCUAAUAAAAUCCCCAGUAAAGCCUAUCACAGCUUCAAAACUA
This is a messenger RNA of Lepus europaeus (European hare), 1334 nucleotides long. RefSeq names its product electron transfer flavoprotein subunit alpha (gene ETFA). The record is from RefSeq and is a predicted model, not a curated record. Gene Ontology annotation, cellular component: mitochondrion. The transcript is spliced from 12 exons. The coding region runs from base 95 to 1096 and encodes 333 amino acids. Lineage: Eukaryota; Metazoa; Chordata; Mammalia; Lagomorpha; Leporidae. Gene Ontology annotation, molecular function: flavin adenine dinucleotide binding; electron transfer activity.